Malurus melanocephalus (red-backed fairy wren) is the source of this 2143-nucleotide messenger RNA. RefSeq names its product DDB1 and CUL4 associated factor 15 (gene DCAF15). Gene Ontology annotation, biological process: protein ubiquitination. Bases 74 to 2074 code for a protein of 666 amino acids. Gene Ontology annotation, cellular component: Cul4-RING E3 ubiquitin ligase complex. The record is from RefSeq and is a predicted model, not a curated record. The transcript is spliced from 10 exons. NCBI's taxonomy places the organism in Eukaryota, Metazoa, Chordata, Aves, Passeriformes, Maluridae.
UCSGCCACUGGGAGCGCGGUGUGGGCGGGGCGGCGGCGGCGUACGGCGCGCCGGAAGCGGCCGGUCUGGGAAAAUGGCGCCGAGCUCGAAAGCAGAGCGGGGCGGCCCCGGGGGAAAGCGGGGGGCGGCGGGAGGGGCUGGGCCCGGGGCCGCUCCCCGAGGCCGCCGCGAGCACCUCGUGAGGCAGCUCGACCGUGUUCGGCUCAAUGGGCAGCUCUCCCCCCGGCUGUUCCGGAAGCUUCCGCCACGCGUCUGCGUCACCCUCAAGAGCAUCGUGGAUGAGGAGUUUCUGUGGGCAGGCCACAUCUUCCUGGGUUUCUCCAAGUGUGGCCGCUACGUCCUGUCCUACACCAGCAGCUCUGGGGAUGACGACUUCUCCUUCUACCUGUACCACCUGUACUGGUGGGAGUUCAAUGUGCACAGCAAGCUGCGCCUGGUGCGCCAGGUGCGGCUGUUUCAGGACGAGGAGAUUUACAGCGACCUUUACCUCACUGUGUGCGAGUGGCCGGGGGACAGUGACAAGGUCAUCGUCUUCGGCUUCAACACGCGCUCGGCCCCGGGGCUGCAGAUGAACAUGAUGCUGAUGAGCGACGAGAACCACCGGGACAUCUACGUGAGCGCCGUGGCCGUGCCCCCGCCCCGGCACUGCCCCGCGUGCCGCCGGGCCAGCGCCGCCCCUGGUGACGCCUCCCCCGCCUGCCUGCGCCACGGCUUCCUGCUGCACACCAAGUUCCAGGUGGUGUAUCCGUUCCCCACCUUCCAGCCGGCGUUCCAGCUGCGCAAGGACCACGUCGUGCUGCUCAACACCAGCUUCUCCCUCGUGGCCUGUGCCAUCGCCGUGCACCCCGCAGGUGACAGCAACUCCCGGCAGAUCCUCUAUGAACGUCGGAACAUUCCAGGCGCCAGCCGGAGGGGGGAAAAUGCCCCUCCCGCAGCCCCCAGGGAGCUGGAGAGGGCUGGGAGAGCCUCCCCGUCCUCGCAGCCCCCCCUGGGACACCCCCAAACCCCAGACCUCACCCCUACACCCCCCUCUCCGGCCGUGGCCAAGGCCAAGGAGUUCGUGGCUGACCUGUUCCGCAGGGCUCAGGGUGCCGGGGGAGGGCCCGGGGGUGCUCACGGGGAGGGAGGGGAUGAACCCCAGCCCCUCCCACGUGGAGCACCCCCCGAGGUUCCCCCACCAGCGCCGGGGAUCCCCCCGGGGGAGCCACAUCCUCCGGGGACCCCCCACGGGACUCCCCCUGAGCCUGGCUACGUCAACUACACCAAACUGCGCUACGUGCUGGAGCCUGGAGAGCCCUCCGAGGACCUGGAGGACGACAAGAUCUCACUGCCCUUUGUGGUGACUGACCUGAGUGGCCGAAGCYUGAGGCCGCUGCGGGACCGAGCCACAGCGCAGGGGCAGUACCUGACAGUGGAGCAGCUCACGCUGGACUUUGAGUACGUCAUUAACGAGGUGAUUCGCAACGAUGCUGCCUGGUCCCACCAGUUCUGCUCCUUCAGUGACUAUGACAUCGUCAUCCUCGAGGUGCUGGGACCUUCUGAGCCCCCAGAGCCCCCGGGACCUCCAGGAUAUCCCAAAUUGCCCAUGCCCCCCUGGCUUGUCUGUCUUGUGCCAUCCCCAGUGCAUCCCAAUGGUGCAGGACCCCCAAAAACUCCUGAGAUACCCGGAAUAUCUGCCCAAGAUUUGCUCAGACCCCCCUGGGAUCCCCCUAAACCCCCCCUUACCCUCUUCCACCCCCCACCCCUGCUGUUGUCUGUGCCCCCAGGUGUGCCCGGAGACCAACCAGGUGGUGAUAAACAUCGGCCUGCUGUUGCUGGCCUUCCCCUCCCCCGACGAGGAGGGGCAGCUCCGGUGAGGGGGGUGGAGGGGUCCCAAAGCCCCUCUGGAAACUCCCCUGGCACUGACCUCCCCCAUCCCCCAGUCCCAGGACCUACCACACGAGCCUCAAGGUUGCCUGGGACCUCAACAGCGGCACCUUUGCCACCGUGGGUGUCGGGGACCUCACUGAGGUCAAGGGGCAGACCAGUGGCAGCGUGUGGAGCUCGUACCGCAAGGGCUGCGUGGACACGGUGAUGCGGUGGCUCGUCCCGGAGGGGCCCGGCCGUGGCGUGCACAGGAUGACCAACGAGGCCCUGCACAAGG